AUGAAUAAAGAUCAAAUUGGAAACUACCCAGAUUUGCAUGUGGUAAUUUAUUUUGGAAUUGACUACUGGCAGAUUGGGUACCGAAACGAUACUGGUACUUGGAUAGAACUUAAGAAUCAGAUAGGCGAGACCAAGACCCCCAACUGCAUUGCUUACAACAACGAUGGCUUUGUUCUUGGAACAUUAGCACUAAUCGGCUAUGAUGAAAACUUGUCCAACACUGUGUUUAAUUUAGAUAAACUUAUUGGGCAAGGUCUCAGCGAUUAUCAAAAGAUUUUUAGCAAUAAUGAGCUGGUUGAAUUUAAAGAAUCUAAUGAGAUUUUAUUCAUUCUAAAAAAUGACUUAAACACAAUCAUGAUUUCUCCAGAGCAACUGGUAUCUGAAUUUAUCAAGCAAAUGUUUAGUCUAGCAAGAUGUCAGUUAAAUGAACACCAAGCUAAACUAACAAUAAUUAUACCUGCCCAUUUCAACAACUGUCAAAGAUGUUUAGUCAAAAAAGCUCUUGAGAUGGCAAAUCUCGAAAUUGAGUCAACUGAAAUGAUUUCUGAUUUACUUGCAUUUGACAGGGGAUAUUAUGAUAUCAAUCCUACUCAAAAAUUGGAAUUAAAAAAUUCAUUAAUUAUUGAUUUUGAAUCAUCUUCAACCAACAUUGUACUGCUUUACGAAAAUGAAGAAAAACUUAUUCUAAAUGACACUUUGAUAUCGGGAAAUACUUUAGCUGAACUUUUCAAUCAUGCACAGCAACAAUUUUUUCCAGGGGACACUGUAAAGUUAAAUCCUAAAGAAUUUAUUUCGGAUGCCAAAUACAAUAUUUAUGAAUAUCUUGAAAUUCAUAGUUUCCAAGUCAACUAUUGA
Molecule: messenger RNA, 855 nt
Organism: Magnusiomyces paraingens
Lineage: Eukaryota; Fungi; Ascomycota; Dipodascomycetes; Dipodascales; Dipodascaceae
Exons: 2
Coding region: 1-855 (284 amino acids)
Biological process (GO): protein folding
Cellular component (GO): cytosol; nucleus
Molecular function (GO): ATP-dependent protein folding chaperone; ATP binding
Source: RefSeq, a predicted model, not a curated record